This is a messenger RNA of Zea mays, 966 nucleotides long. RefSeq names its product SH3 domain-binding protein 1. NCBI's taxonomy places the organism in Eukaryota, Viridiplantae, Streptophyta, Magnoliopsida, Poales, Poaceae. The coding region runs from base 49 to 681 and encodes 210 amino acids. The transcript has a single exon. The record is from RefSeq and is a predicted model, not a curated record.
AGCAAUAACCCAUUGUUCCAUCAGGCAAGGCCACCUUGCGAGGCACCCAUGACCUCUGCCAAAGAAAAUGUUCCGGUGGCGCCCCAAACGCUGCCUCGACAAAACAGUAGCAGCGGCAGCGCGCAUCCUCUGCCUCCGCUGCGGCCCAGGAUGGCCAACGGCGCCACUGAGCCGCCGGUAAGCGGCGUCCUCAAGUGCACGUGUUUCCGCCUGCCCAGCCGCACCAAGAAGCCUCUGCCGCCGUCUCCGGCGCCGAAGCUCAGCAGCAGAGCCAGCCGCAGGAGCGCAGUGGCUCCGGACUUGUCGGCAACGACGACGGCGUCCCAGUCCCAGCGGGUCACUUUCCGGGCGUCGGCGCCUCUCUCCACGUGGUGGCCCUCGUCACCGUCAGCCGUCUCUGCUGGUGCCGGCGCCACCGCCACUCCAGCUCCUGGUGGCAGCGGCGGGAUCGCCGUCGCGCCGAGGAGGGCGUCGUCGGCGUCCGUGGCACCGACUAUGAAAGCCGGUGCUGGGAGCAUGUCGUCCUCGUCCUUCUCGCACUGGCGCUGCCGGUCGCUGUCGUCGUCCCGGGUCAUGCCGCACGGCGGCCGCGCGUCCUUCUCUUUCCCCGUGUCGCCGGCGUCCGCGUCGUCCAGCUGCGUGAGCACGCCAAAGAUACCGCAAGGGUGGCAGCACAAGUAGCUGGCGUUCGUUCCUUCGAUCGGCGCCUCAAGGGUGGCAGCACAAGGGUGGCACCAUGCUCCGUGUGUUUCGUGCGUACGCUGUAUUUAACACUGGGUAAUUCAUCAGUCUGUCUUAAAAAAACGAGAUGAUGUGCGUCGUGAGUUUUCUUUCCAUACAGAUAAUAUAUAUGUACCGCUGUCAUGAACCUAUCAGGCUGUCAUCUUUCAAGUUGGCUAGGUACUUCUUUCUUGUUGUUGCCUCUGUAUGAAAAGAAAACGAACUAGCCAGCUGGUCAUGUAGUCA